Colletotrichum higginsianum IMI 349063 is the source of this 4005-nucleotide messenger RNA. Its product is annotated as Ankyrin repeat protein. The transcript has 4 exons. The record is from RefSeq and is a predicted model, not a curated record. NCBI's taxonomy places the organism in Eukaryota, Fungi, Ascomycota, Sordariomycetes, Glomerellales, Glomerellaceae. The coding region runs from base 1 to 4005 and encodes 1334 amino acids.
AUGGAUACAGCACGUUUUCUGGGGAUUGGUCUACAAGCCAUGGAAAAGGCUGAUCCAGAAGAAAACGCGCGAAAGUCGAAUGCGGGUCAUUCUUUGGGUCCUUCCAUCGUCGGGUCUAGCUUCGGUGACAACAACAAGCUCCAUCUCGGUGACAUCAACUAUCACUGCCCAACCAGCUUGCGUGAUCUGAAUCAACUGACGGAUAGACUCACCCUCCAGACAAGCGACUCCUUCCUCUCUCACGUUUCGGCCAUCCACCCACAGAACCAACGAUCGUUGAUCAAAACUACAAACUCGAAUUGGUACUCGGAGGCAUUCGUCGAAUUUUUUGUCGAAAACAAAGAGUUCAAAACAUGGCUGGCUGGUGGUUCUGGUCAAUUGCUGUGGGUGCGAGAUGAAACUGGGUCUGGAUACCUACUGCUGGCCGCUAAGAUGCUAGACGCAUUCGAGUCCAACGCAUCAUUUCAAGGCUUCGUCGUCUCCCACUUCUUUUGCGAGGAGACACAACCGAAGACUGCCACCGACGUUCUCGCUGGGCUAGUUUAUGGCUUGUUGAUCAAUCCCCGCUGUGAAGAAUCUGUCCUGCCGCAUGUUCAACGGUUGUUUUCCCGAAGGAUCAAGAACAUCCAAACAGAAAAGUCUCGGUUCGCCGUAUUGGGGGACAUGCUCAUCGAAUCAAUCAGUAAAAUCCAUCAGGUCAUGCCAAUGCAACAGCUUGUCAUGCUCAUUGCUGGCUCGGAGCAUUGUGUAAACGACGCAUUUGGCAACGGCAUAUCGAGCUUGCUGGACCUCGCGAGUUCGAUUGCGAAAAGCCAUCCGAACAUCAAAUGGAUAGUCAACAGCCGAUUGGCCGCCGCAACCCAAGGUGGGCUUCAAGAAUCCGGUAUAGGACUAAGGACGCUUGCCAUAAGCCCUGUCUCCACCGCCAUGGCGCUUGGCCUCGCAGAAAUACUUCCCAAAGUUAUUGAGACUGGUCGAAAACUCUGCAGGAUCCAUCAGGGCUUCAGCAAGUCUCAAAAAUCUGCAGAUGACGUUUCAUGGUUCAGUCACUGUUCUGCGGCGAUAUUGUGGUUGAAACCUCGCGGGUUGGUUUCGAGGCAGGAGUCUCGUCUGCUAUGGUACCGACGGGGCUCAGUGUCGGCAACGAUCGCGACACCAAGCUUCCUAGGUGUUCACAUUGCGUCUGACAAGUUUUUGUUUGGUGGCCGAGUCUUUCCCAAAGUCUACUUCUCCUUCGCUUCCCUGUUUCCGUCUGGAUCAACUGGACCGCCUACGACUGAGCCACAUGAUCUGCUCGCAAAAGCUCUCUGGGGCAUUGUUACCCAACUCAUUGUUUCGGUAUGCGGAUCAGAGUCCGCAAUAGCCGCAUUUCUCUCUUCGCUUUCUUACAAGUCUCGGAGAGAGCUGAUACAAACAUUUUGUCUGACUUUUGGUCCCGAAUCAUUGACACCACGGGCCUCGCCUACAUUGCAUCCUCAAAACGCCGAAGCGAGCACUUGGGAAGGAGACAAUGCCAAUGACUGGCUUAAAAAGGCUGAGACUCUUUCUAAACGGCACCUCCCUAUGCUUAGUAACUUGAUGGAGUCUGUUCUUCAAGUCAUCUACGAUCGCAACGACAACGCAAUCCUUGUGCUCGAUUCCGUGGAGCUCCUCCAGCCAUCAGAUUUCCGACCACUUAUCCAGCUACUCCGAAAUCUCGGCCAUGGUCUUAGAAUACUGAUUUGUGUCAAAACCAUAUCAGAACCUACCAAUGAUACGAACGGGGACUGGGAUUCAUCUUCGGAUGACUGGGUUGAUGAGUUAACAGAAUACAGAGAGUGUCUUAGAAGCCUCCAAUUUAAAAGCAUGCAUCAGCGACGGUAUCAGAUUGUCGAUUCCCUAGCAGACACGAAUCAGUGGUUGUGGGUCAACGAUGAGUACAUGAAGUGGCGGCAUGACGGUGGUCUUCUUUGGAUAUCUGGCAAGGCAGGAAGUGGAAAGUCUGUUCUUGCCAAGACAAUCUUACAGCGCCUUCGCCAUGAUACCACAGGGAGCCUAGAUGCCAAACCUUGGUCGGUGUGUGGAUGGUUUUAUUCAGCUAGAGGCAUUCCUGGUGGAACGCAGCACGACUCGAUGCUCCGGACUUUGAUUUUCGAGCUGAUUGCGAACAAUAUGGAAGCCUUCGAUGCCAUGAAAGCCAUCUACCGAAAGUUGGUCGUGGAAUGCGACGGUUUGGUCACCUGGCCUCUGGAUAUUCUGCCAAAUGUCCUCUUGCUACUCUCUGGUUCGUCUUCAAUACCAAAUACGGUAGCAGUCAUCGACGCUUUCGACGAAUCGGAAAAUGACAGCAAUCAUCAAGAUGCAAGAGCGAACAUUACAUCGGUAUUCCGUCAACUUGUGGACUUGUCUUCAGGGCGAAUGCGGAUGAUCUUCCUCAGUAGGCCAGAAGUUGACAUCGCAAAGGGGUUCCGGAAUUUCCAUCACAUUUCUGUUCAGGCCAACAAUCAAGGGGAUAUCUCCAAGAUUGUAGAUAAUGGCAUCUUCAAUAUACAAUCAGCUUGGAGCAAAAUCAUGGCAAACCCGGACUGGAGCAGCUACAACGCCGACCAACCUCCAACAGCUUCCCACAGGGCUCCAGAUCCAAUUGUCCUCCCAUCAGAAGUCGAGGUCGAAAUUGAGAACAUGAGGAAGUACUUGGUUCUGAAAGCUUCGGGGGUCACCCUUUGGGUGGUUCUCGUUCUCAAAGACCUUUACAUGCAUCUUCAAAGCGAAGACUGCUUUACAAUCUCUGACCUCAGGGCGGCCCUCGAAUCUCUGCCGGUGGACUUGGAGGAACUGUACCUUCACUUUCGCUCGAUGCAGCAGUCUCAGAUAUCCAAGAACCCAAAGCGCCCAUCUUACAGCAAGUCAAUGCUGACGUGGAUCGUUGGAUCACAACGAUGGGCACCUUUGCAGCUCGACGAGCUUCGGGAGGCGAUUGCAAUCCUGGAUCAAGGCCUCUGGUCAAGUGGCACCAAACUUGAUGUUUCGAGGGAAGGUAUUGCCAACAAAAGGAUCCAAAUUGGGAACAAUUGGGAACGUUUUUGUCGUCUUGUCUACCAGCAAUGCGGUCCUCUUGUAGAAAUCCACCGCGCAGAUGACCGUUCGACAUCAGUCCGUGCCUGUGGCAAAGCCGCCUACCUUGGCGCUUCUACUAUAGAGCUCGCACACGAAACGGUGAAGAAGUUCUUCAGAGAUCAAGAGAAGAGCGGACAUCUCUCUAUCGAUCCGGAGGCCGCUGAGAUGGCGGUCGUCACAACGUCAUACUCAUACUUGGGGGUUCCUCAUCAAGCACAGAGAACACCCUCAGGCGUCGAAUUGAACACUCAAGUCAAAACAGACAUCUUGGAAAUUCUACUUGCUUCCAUAUCGAAAACUUUUGGGUUUCAACCUCAAUGUCCGGCUCUUGUAGAGUUCUUUCGUGCUCGCCCGCUCGCUCGCUUUGCAUUACAAGUCAUUUAUCGAGCGAGCUCGGCAACCUCUCUCUCGCGUGCCGUAAGGGAGCUCGAUGAGGGGGCUUUGGCAGCUCAAGAUCGUUUCAUCACCCACUGGGUCGCAGAUCUAUGCUUCACUCCGACCACCCCGGAUACCAAUAUAAGGCACUUCGUUAAUCACUGCUGCUUGCAUGGUCGAUGCGACCUCCUCGAAUACACCAGUUGCUUGACAGAAAGGGAGUACACUGGAUUGCACCAGAGCCCAUACGGAAGGGCCCAUCGGUUGCGCAAACAUCGGCGCAACGAAAUUGUUGGUGGGGCCAUCGAAGCUUUGAGCGAAAUCUCAACAGAACACUGGAGUUGCUUUCGAUCCGUGGCGGAGAGAUUGCGUGAAGAAGUCGUCCGCAUCGCUGGAAGCGAUACGUCUAUCAUCGAAACGGACAGUCAAUUUUUACUUACUUUGGGCCCGAGAGAUGCUCUCAGGACUCUGCCUGUCAUUGCCCCGAUCCAUUUCACACAGUUCGACUUCUCAAUGGUACACAAAAAAGGGUAG